Saccostrea echinata is the source of this 972-nucleotide messenger RNA. Its product is annotated as adhesion G protein-coupled receptor E1-like. Gene Ontology annotation, biological process: cell surface receptor signaling pathway; G protein-coupled receptor signaling pathway. The transcript has a single exon. NCBI's taxonomy places the organism in Eukaryota, Metazoa, Mollusca, Bivalvia, Ostreida, Ostreidae. Gene Ontology annotation, molecular function: G protein-coupled receptor activity. The coding region runs from base 1 to 972 and encodes 323 amino acids. Gene Ontology annotation, cellular component: membrane. The record is from RefSeq and is a predicted model, not a curated record.
AUGUUUUUGAAGAGUUACGAUAUUACUCUACCUGCUGUAAAUGCUGAUGUUUUGGAGAAUGGAACUAUCAGAGUAUGUGUUGAUGACUUAAUGUCCAAUUUCAACAGGGGGAGUAGAAUUUUACGUACACUUUACGUUGUAACUUCUAUAUUAUCGUGUGUAUGUCUGUUGAUCACUUUUCUCACAUACUGCUUCUUCAGCGAACUAAGAUCACUUCCAGGGAAAACAAUAAUGGUUCUUGUUUCUACUAUCUUUAUCAUAAAUAUUGUAUCUCUGGCGAGUUACGGGGAAAACAAAAACAACACAAAAUGUGUUGUUGUUGGUAUUCUUCUUCAUUACUUCUGGCUCUCGUCUUUUACAAGUAUGAACAUCUGUUGUUUUCAUAUGUAUCGGGUUUUUCACGCCAGAAUACCUCUGCAAAUCUACAAUGAAAAUUUACUGCUUAUAAAGUAUUGUAUUUAUAUCUUUCUCUUGCCACUUUUAACUGUCUUAGGGUAUAUUAUUACCAUGUUUUCAAUUCGGGGGAAUGUUGGUUAUGGAAAGGAAAAUUGUUUCAUGGAUGGAAAAAUGUCCGUUAUUUUUACUUUUCUAGUCCCGGUUGGUUUUCUCUGCAUCAGUAAUGUCUUUUUCUUCUCACAGACAAUUCAUGCAAUUAAACUUUCUCCAACAGUUUCUAACAAUAAACCCGAAAGGAACGAUUUUUUAAUAUGUGUACGCUUAUUUCCUGUAACAGGAAUUGUCUGGCUUUUGCAGAUUUUAGACGGUCUUUUACCGCCAAGUUAUUUCACGUACAUUAUUUCCAUCCUGAACACAUUACAGGGCGUCUUCAUAUUCCUGGGUUUUGUUUGCAAUAAGAGGACAAUUCUUAUGUACAAAAAGAUAUUUAAGGAAAAAACUGGGAUUACUAAAAGUACGGAUCCCAGUAGUGCGUGUGAAACACUCAAAAUGUCGAAAAUUGAGAGCAGUUAUUAG